Molecule: messenger RNA, 1023 nt
Organism: Metarhizium brunneum ARSEF 3297
Lineage: Eukaryota; Fungi; Ascomycota; Sordariomycetes; Hypocreales; Clavicipitaceae
Molecular function (GO): oxidoreductase activity, acting on single donors with incorporation of molecular oxygen, incorporation of two atoms of oxygen; ferric iron binding
Source: RefSeq, a predicted model, not a curated record
AUGCAUACUUUUAGCCUGCUUUCCCUUAUACUUGCCUGCCGUCUGGCCGCUGGCCAUCCUGGUGAGGACCAUGCGGCUGAGUUGAAGGCCCGCGGAGAAUUUCUGCAGAACCAUGUAACCAACUUGGAUCACUGUGCUCAAGAACUAGAGGCCUCUGGUGUCAUGAAGCGCGGCAUACAGCGCAGAUUGCACAUGGUCAAUAGGCUACGCGAAAAGCGUGGGUUGGAACCCCAGAGAGAUGACAAGCAAUCCAGAGACUGGGGUGCCAUGGAGGCGUCCCAUGCAUCACUCUUCAAGACAACCGCGUCAUGCGUUUUGGCCCCGGAAGAAAUGGUUGGACCUUAUUAUGUCGCCGGCGAGAGUGUGCGGUCCAACAUUGUCGAAACCCAACAGGGCAUUCCUAUGGAGAUUGACGUUCAAUUUAUCGAUGCAACCACCUGCCGGCCGGUGGAAGGGAAAUAUGUCGACGUUUGGCAGGCCAAUUCCACUGGAGUUUACGGCGGCGUCAUCAACCGAGAAAACGGCAAUGGCCCGGCCGACCCAAACAACCUAAAGAAGACCUUCCUCCGAGGUGUUCAAAAGACUGACAACGAUGGGGUUGUAAAGUUCUCUACACUAUUCCCUGGCCAUUACGCCGGGCGCACCAUUCACAUUCACGUCAUGUUACACCCCAAUGCUCGGCCCUAUCCCAAUGGCACCAUUAUCGACACUACUGCUGCCUAUGUAGGUCAGAUGUAUUUUGACCAAGACCUCAUCUACUCUGUUGAAAACCUCCAUCCAUAUGCGCAGAACCCCAACCCUCUGACACUGAAUGAUCAAGACUUCAUUUUACGGCAAGAUUUGUGGCAAGGUGGUAACCCAUAUAUGCAAUACAAGAUGAUAGGCAAUCGCCUAGAAGAUGGAAUUCUGGCAUGGCUAAGCUAUGGUAUCAAUCCUGCAAAGCGCAGUCGCGUUACGCCAGUUGCAACGCGAAAGGGCAACCUACCGCGGGAGACGACAGACAUGCAGAGGAAUGAGAUGUAG